AUGCUAAACGAAAAAGAGUACUUAAUAAAUGAAAUCCAACAAAAUUGUAGGAUAAAUUCAUCUUCUAGAAAUGGCUCUCCUUACAAAAAAAGAGAUAAAAUACUGAAAGAGUAAUAACAACAGAGAUCUAAAAGUGAAUUUGAAGCAAGACGAAUUAUAAAUAAGAAGAAAAAUAUCUUCUAAGAUUAAGAUUAUCGCAAUUAAUACUAUCAAAAUAUUUUAGCUCUUCCUUUUAAUGAUCCUCGUCCAACUUAAGAAAUGAUUAUGAUUUUAAUGAAGAAUCCAGCAGUUAGAUAGGAAUGCGAAAUAAUAUUUUUAACACAAAUACUGUGUUAAUACCCUUUCUUUUCUAAAAUAAAAUAAUAAUAUGGACUUUAGGUUUUGUAAUAUAUUAGCUAGCUCGCCUUCUAUAAAAGGUAUGAUGAUAAUGUAAAUAUUGACUUUUUAGAAAACUCAAAUUUGAUUCUAAAAGAAACAAAAGAUAAGAAUUAGAUCAAUGAGGCAGGUGAAUAAAUCUUAUUGGUAUUAUUAAAUGGUUAAGCUGUUAUGAAAAAAAUUAAAUAAGAUAGCAUUUAAAUAAAAGCAUAAAAUUAGUAAAAUGAUGAAAUUUCUCUCUAAGUAGGUUAGCCCUUAUAAAAGUUGAAUACAAGCGAUUUAAUGAUUGAUUAAGGUGAUUUCGAAAGUAAAAAUAAAGAAUAUUAAUAUUUGACCCACUCAGUUUGUGAAUUUAUCGCUAUUUCAAUAUAGGAUUAUCAUUCAAUUAUUUAAAGAACGUUAAUAAGAUAGCAAAAAAUGAAAUAAAUUGAGAUAUAAAUUUUGAAUAAAAAUUAAGAGGUUGUUAAAUAAUAUAAAUUCUUAAAAAACAUCCCUAUUUUCUAAUAAUUUUCAGAUGCAGAUAUUUACGAUGUAAUGGUUAAUAUGACACUUGAGAGGUUAACUCAUGGAUAAAUUCUUUAUAAGUAAGGAGAUAAAGUAGAAGGAGUGUAUUUAAUUUACUCAGGCGAAUUUUAGGUAAUGAAGAAAUAAGAAAGACUUAAUCAAAUUAUCUAAUGUGAAGCUUUAUAAGUAGUUAAAGAUGUUAAUAGAUUUAUUCCUAAUAUGGACUAAAGUUUAAUAAUCUCAGUUAUAAAAGAGGGAGAAAUAUUUGGUUUUGAAGAGAUCAUUCAAAAUAUAUAACACCGUUAAUAUACAGUGGAAUCAUCAGCAAUUAACUCAUUUGUGUUCUUCAUGAAAGCACAAUACUUUUAGAAGAAGUUUAACAGACUUAUCAAUUAGAAUGAGUACAGUUAAUUGGUUAAAUUAACUGAAGAAAAAAUUAUGCAUAGAAAACAAUUUUAAGAUAAACAAGAAUAUUUAGCAUACAACAUGCUUGAAGAUAUCAAAAAUAGCUCAUUGGGAUAUUAAAUUUUUAGUAAAAUCAAAGAAGACCUUGAUAAUAGCAAUCUAAAUUAGCUUUUAAAGAAAAAGCAAUCAAAAGAAAAUUCAGAAUUAGUUAACAAUGAAAAAAAUAAAAUAUAUAGAAAGAGAUUAAAUCAAGAUUCGAUUAACUUUUUAGAGAAAUCUCUGUCACCAUUAUAAAAAACUCUACCCUUUUUGAAUAAAAAUACUCAAAAUUUUUCAAACUUAAAAUAAAGUUAAAUUACCUAAUAACAAAACAUUAUUAAACAGUAGUAAUACCAACAAUAAUUUAUCUAGCUUUAAACUACAUAAAGCAAUUUAAAUAAAGAAUAAAAUAAUUUAAUUUCUAAAAGUAAUUUUCAUUUUAGAUCAAAAACUCCAAAUUAGGAAAUUAAUCUAGAAAAUAACUCGUUUUUAUAAUCGAAGUAAAACACUACAGCUAUAUCGUAGUUUAUAUAAACAAAUAAUUCUACAAAUAGAUAAAAAAGAACAAUUGAUUUUUUGAGAGAAUCUCGUUGUUUAACAACCCAGGGAAAUGAAAUUGAAAGUAUGGUUGAACAACCUUUUUAGUAAAAUAAAUAUUCGAGAUCACUUUAUUAAUAAAAAUGGAAUUUUAAAAGAAAAAGAAAAUUAUAAAAUGCUCAUCCUACCUAAUAAAAUUUUGAUUUUCUCGAAUAAACCAACUAACUCACAUCCCCAGUUGAUAUAAAUAAUAGCUUGCAGUUGUUAGAUACUGAUAAUUAUGAUAGACUUUUUGUAUUCGUAAAAAGUAAAGAUUAAGAAAGGGCUUAAAGAAAAUUAAAUGAUUAAAAUUUUGGAAUAGUUAGAGCUGUUGAAAUAGAACAUCUAGAAAAUGGCUAAGUUUUUUAAAAACUUAUUUAAACUCAACCCAACGAAUCUAGUGAAUAAUUUGAAUUUUCCAACUAAAUUGAUGAUUUAAAGCCAAUUGUUUAAAAAAGGAAGUAAAUUUAUUAAGAAAUUAAGAGAGCUAUUUUACAGCAAACAAAUUAAUAAGAUAUUGGUAUUCAAAUUCAUGAUGAACUUAAUGCACCAAAGUAUUUAAAGAUAAAAUAGUAGAAAAUAAAAGAUUCUAAUUCAAAUUCACCAAAGAAAGAAAAAAGGAUAAAUGAGAAUGCUUUUGUCAAUGAAAGAUCGAUUUUGAUGAAGUUCUUAAAAGAUAAACAAAAUUAUGAAGGAGGCAAAAUAAUCUAAAGCACUGAAGUAGCACCAAUUUUUAACCAUAAAAAAUAUUCAGUUUAGCUAGGAUCAAAUUUUGAAUAGAUUAGCAACUCCAAUAAUUGUGAAAAGUAAGAUACAGACAGUAAAAAAAUAUAUCUAUCAUAGCGAACUUCACCUCACAGUCAAAGACCAAUAUCAAGAUUUAACCCAUAAUUGCAAUACUUUUAAUCUAAAAAAGUCGAUGAUAACCAAAGGAUCAUUAAAAGGGGAGAUAAAUAAAUUAAAUUCAGAGAUAACAGAUCACCACCUAAAAUCCUGCAAAUUUAAUGA
Messenger RNA from Tetrahymena thermophila SB210, 2907 nucleotides. RefSeq names its product cyclic nucleotide-binding domain protein. Lineage: Eukaryota; Ciliophora; Oligohymenophorea; Hymenostomatida; Tetrahymenidae. The record is from RefSeq and is a predicted model, not a curated record. The transcript is spliced from 4 exons.